Molecule: messenger RNA, 2727 nt
Organism: Cygnus olor (mute swan)
Lineage: Eukaryota; Metazoa; Chordata; Aves; Anseriformes; Anatidae
Gene: RCBTB1
Product: RCC1 and BTB domain containing protein 1
Exons: 13
Coding region: 263-1930 (555 amino acids)
Molecular function (GO): protein binding
Source: RefSeq, a predicted model, not a curated record
CGCGUCACGUGAUGCAGAGGGCUCGGGGCAGCUCUCGCAGGCGGCUGCGCUCCCGUGCGCGCUGCCGCGCGGCGGCCCCGUUAACGGCGGUAACGGGCGUAACGGCUGCAACGGCCGCAACGGCCGUAGCGGCCGCGGCUGUGGCGAGCGCCGUCAGCCCCGGCGGCGGAGGCGUUGUGGAGGGAGCGGCGGGCGGAGGGAUCGCGGGGGGGCUCGCGGAGGAUGCGGCGGCCGGCGUUGUCAUCUUACUUGUAGAAACUUCAUGAGACACAGUAACAUCAUGGUGGAUGUAGGAAAGUGGCCAAUAUUUACCUUACUGUCACCUCAAGAAAUAGCAUCUAUUCGGAAAGCAUGUGUAUUUGGUACAUCAGCCAACGAAGCUAUAUACAUAACGCACAACGACGAGGUGUUUGCUUUUGGACUGAAUUGCAGUAACUGUUUGGGAACUGGAGAUAAUCAGAGCACGAUAGUACCAAAGAAAUUAGAAGCCUUAUGUGGAAAGAAGAUUUCCAGUCUCAGUUACGGAAGUGGACCACAUGUUGUACUUUGCACUGAAGAUGGUGAAGUAUAUGCGUGGGGACAUAAUGGUUACAGCCAGCUUGGGAAUGGCGCAACCAACCAGGGCAUUACUCCUGUUCAAGUCUGCACAAAUCUGUUAAUAAAGAGAGUGGUGGAAGUAGCUUGUGGCUCUCAUCAUUCCAUGGCGUUAUCAGCUGAUGGGGAUCUAUAUGCUUGGGGCUAUAACAACUGUGGUCAAGUUGGAUCUGGAUCUACAGCAAACCAGCCAACUCCUCGUAGAGUCUCAAACUGUUUACAGGGUAAAAUGGUAGUUGCCAUCGCUUGUGGUCAGACCUCCUCCAUGGCUGUAGUAAACAAUGGCGAGGUUUAUGGCUGGGGUUACAAUGGUAAUGGUCAGCUAGGUCUUGGAAACAAUGGCAAUCAGCUAACACCGUGCAGAGUGGCAGCAUUGCAUGGUGUGUGUAUACUCCAGAUUGCCUGUGGCUAUGCACACACUCUCGCACUAUCAGAUGAGGGUGUGCUCUAUGCCUGGGGAGCUAACACUUAUGGGCAGCUGGGAACUGGCAAUAAAAGUAACCAGCUAAGUCCACUGCAGAUCAUGAUGGAAAAAGAAAGGGAAGAAAAUUCGGAGAAGAACGCUUUCGUAUUGCUGGAUAGCUAUAAUGAAAUGGUUGUGGAGAUCGCAGCCUGCCACUCUGCUCACAUUUCGGCUGCCAGGACCCAGAGUGGCCAGGUGUACAUGUGGGGCCAGUGCCGUGGCCAGUCUGUGGUCCUUCCCCACCUCACUCACUUUUCCUGCACUGACGAUGUGUUUGCUUGCUUUGCUACCCCUGCCGUAAUGUGGCGUCUUCUGUCAGUAGAGCAUGAAGAGUUUUUAACAGUAGCAGAGUCUCUGAGGAGAGAAUUUGACAGCCCAGAAACCUCAGACCUAAAGUUCCGUGUAGAGGGGAAGUACAUCCACGUUCACAAAGCUGUUCUGAAAAUCAGGUGCGAACACUUCAGAACCAUGUUCCAGUCAUACUGGAAUGAGGAUAUGAAGGAAGUGUUAGAAAUCGACCAGUUUUCUUACCCUGUGUAUCGUGCCUUUCUUGAGUACUUGUACACAGACUGUGUUGACCUUCCGCCUGAAGACGCGAUAGGACUUCUGGAUUUGGCUACUUCGUACUGUGAAAAUAGACUGAAAAAACUGUGUCAACAUAUUAUCAAGAGAGGAAUUACUGUGGAAAAUGCUUUUUCAUUGCUCUCUGCUGCUGUCAGAUAUGAUGCAGAGGACUUAGAGGAAUUCUGCUUUAAAUUUUGUGUCAAUCAUUUGACAGAAGUGACACAAACUACAGCAUUUUGGCAAAUGGAUGGUCCCCUGCUAAAGGAAUUCAUUGCUAAAGCCAGUAAAUGUGGAGCCUUUAGGAACUGAAACGAGGCUGUAAGUUAUGGGUGUUUGUAGGGUUUUCUGCAGUUACCAUGGGUUGGUGUAACUGCACAGGUGGAAGCAGUAAGUGUUAGUGGCCUCUUGUACUUGCUGUGGAAGGCCACAGCAAAAACUGAUGUUCUCUGUGCUCAAGAGUGAGCUGUUGUUAAAAUAAAUGUUAAGCAAAAUACUCACUUGCGUUUAGAGUCUGGAUGGUGGAACCAGUACAAGGUUUCAGACAGAAAGACUGCCGCGUGCAGAAGAUACCGGGCGUUGGUAAGGACUUUUAGGUGAGGAAAUCACACUUGCAGAGCUACCUGUUAAUAUUUUCAAUUUACUACUUGAGGCACUGGCCUUUUGGGAUUAUGAGCCACUGAACGAUGUCACUUAAAUCAUUAACUCCCUGGGAUUAUACAGAAGCAAAUGGCAUGGAUAUCUUUUAUUGCAGCUGCAUGACUGUGAAUGACAUUGCCAUUUGCUGUGUGUAAUUAACCAAGUGUAUUCGGUGCUGAGAAAAGUGUGCAAAAAUAAUGUAUCCUCAAAGCCUGCAAAAGUAACCCUGAAGAAAGGGGUACCUAGCAGAUUGAAUCGGAAGUAAAGCUCUCUAUUUGAGUAUAUCUUACUACAAGUUGUAAUGUAUACUUUGUAAUCUGUUCAAGCAAUGUUUAUAAUGGUUAAUGGAAGAUUUCCCUCUUUGACUUCAGACUACGUUGGUUCCCUUGGAGGGAAAGGGGCACACUGUUCUGAAAGUUAAGUAUUGUAUAAAUUUAAACUACAUGUAAUAAAAUUCACGUUUUUGUACA